GCGGCAGUCCCUUGUCUCCUUCUCCAAGAUGGCGGUGGCGGGAGGCAUCGCGGCGCGAAGCGGCGGCGCGGAGUGAGGCGGCCGCGCGCCUCCUACCUUCCCCUCCCUCCGUUCGGCACCGCAGGCCGACAGCGCUCGCCGCCACGGAGGCACGCCCAGGCCUGCUGCAGGGGCGGAGCCGCGGGCUGGAGUGAGGCCGGGGCCCGCUCGGAACUUUUCCUGUAGAUGGGAACAGGGGAAGGAGCCCAGACGUGGCAACAUAUUCUCAGGCUUCUGCAGGACCACCAUGGCUUAUGAUGACUCCAAGAAGAAAGAAGAAUUCCUAGAGAGUGACCGAAGUGCUGAUGACAUCAGAGCACAUCGAGAGAAAAAGCGAUAUUACAAGGAUGUCGUGCAAGAGGAGGAGAGGAUAACAGCUCAGGACAGUGAGGUCUUUUCGGGGACAGAACAUCACAAAAAGAAGAGGAAGCAUUCCUCCGAUGAGUUCUGCUCCAGGGGUCUUUCAUCUUUGGAUCUACCAUCAAAGAAGAAAAAAAAAGCAGUUUCUAGCCCAUCCUCCACUGACAAAAACAUGGAUCUACUCAAGGCUAUCGCCACACCUUUGUCCACAAGCUCUAAGUCUUCAAAGAAGACCUCUGAAAAAUCAUCUUAUUCUUCCUCUGGACAUUCUGAAAGCAGAAAGGAGCACCACAAGAAGAAGAUGAGUGGGAGCAGUGCAGAGCACUCCGUGGACGACAGCAGCUUCCACAAAACUAAAAAAAUGAAACCUCUUUAUGUGAACACAGAGACACUUACUCUUCGUGAGCCUGAUGGCUUGAAGAUGAAACUUAUCCUUUCACCAAAAGAGAAAAGCAGUGCAACAGAUGAUGAUUCUUUCUCAAGAAAGUCCUCAAAGAAAUCAUCUCGAGAUGAGCAAGGGUCAUUCCAUCUGGGUCACGAACUGCACAGCUUCCUGAAGUCAUCUCGGAAGAAGCACAAACCUCCAGACUCACAUCCCCCUUCUGAGACUUUUGGUAGUGAGACAUCUGUUUUUUCAGAAGGCCAUGGGAGUGAGUAUGAGAUUUCAGGUAUGGAGGCACAGCCAGAAUCGGGAUCCUCUUCUGGUGGGGAAUUGGAGGCCGGUGAGCUAGUGAUAGAUGACUCCUACCGGGAAAUCAAGAAGAAAAAGAAAUCAAAAAAAAGUAAGAAAAAAAAAGACAAGGAGAGGCACAGAGAGAAGAGGCACUCUAAGUCUAAGAAGAGUUCAGGGCACUCUUCUGUGGCAGUAACAGAAAUAACAGUAUCACCACCUCCUCCUCCCAGCGCUCCCUAUGUUCUUCCUCCACCUCAUCCUACUGUUUUUCACUCAGAUGGACAAAUUGAGAAGAGGAGGAAAAGGGAAGAAAAGGAGAAGGAAAGAACUGAGAAGUGGGAAAAAGAAAAGGAAAGAGAAAAGGAGAAGGAAAGAGAAAAAGAGAAGGAUAGAGAAAAGGAAAGAGAAAAAGAAAAAGAAAGAGAAAAAGAAAAGGAAAGAGAAAAAGAAAAGGAAAGAGAAAAAGAAAAGGAAAGAGAUAAAGAAAGAGAAAAAGAAAAAGAAAGAGAAAAAGAAAAAGAAAAGGAAAGAGAAAGAGAAAAAGAAAAGGAAAGAGAAAAGGAAAAAGAAAAGGAAAGAGAAAAAGAAAGGGACAGAGAAAGAGAAAAACCAAAGAAGAAAAACAUGUCUGCCUAUCAAGUGUUCUGUAAGGAAUAUCGUACCAAUAUUGUGUCUGAGCACCCUGGGAUAGAUUUCGGAGACCUUAGUAAAAAGCUGGCAGAAGUUUGGAAGCAGCUACCUGACAAGGAUAAACUGAUCUGGAAACAAAAAGCUCAGUAUCUGCAACACAAGCAAAAUAAAGCAGAGGCCACCACUGUGAAGAGAAAGGCAUCAUCUUCAGAUGGGGCUCCAAAAAUAAAAGCUUCUCCACCAGGAGCCAUUUCCCCUCAUAAGAAAUCUCCCACCAGCACUGUAGUGUUGCCUUCCUCACCAGCCAAAGCCCCUGAGACUGAACCUAUAGAUGUAGCUGCACACUUGCAGUUGCUGGGUGAAUCUCUGAGCCUCAUUGGACACAGACUGCAGGAAACAGAGGGAAUGGUGGCUGUUUCAGGAAGUUUGUCAGUACUUCUGGAUUCUAUCCUCUGUGCUUUGGGGCCGUUAGCAUGUCUGACUACACAACUACCUGAGUUGAAUGGCUGCCCUAAGCAUGUUUUGUCAAACACACUAGACAACAUCGCUUACAUCAUGCCUGGACUUUGAUGGGAAAGGAUCCUGGGAUUUACUCAACUUCUGCGUGCACUGACCUGUGUGCACGUGCGUUACACCGGCACUCUCCAGGGGCUCCACAUGUAGUGUUUUUGAAGUUUUAUAUAUGUACAUUACAUGCAUAGGAUUGUAUUUUAUGAAAAGUUGUGAAGCUGAGAGAACCAUAAUCUCUUGGUGGAUGAAAUGUGAUCCGAUAUGGAAAUAUUUGUAAAAAGAAUUCAGAAAGAUUUUGAGAUAUUAGCCUUAAAUACAGAUCCUUUAAUGGGGGAAGCAGCCAGAGAACGUACUUUUGGAUGUAAGGAAAAACAUGUAACUGUGAGAGCAGUCAUUGAAACAGGUAGCCCAGAGAGGUUGUUGAAUCUCCAUCCUUGAAGAUGGAGCUUUCUCUAGCUGAACUUACUUUAGAAGCAGGGGUUGGAUGGUUUGGUUAAACCCUUUACGAGUAUUCUGUGAGCCGGUAGAGAUGGUAGAAUAUUUUGGAUCAAGGAAUGGAACUGAACUCAUCACCAGCCCCAUUUCUGUUCUUGAGUUUAAAAUCUGCUUGAGGGGAAAGCUGGAUAGCUGAGCAAGGAUACAGAGAGCUUUGACUCUUGAUCACAUCUUCUGAGCCCGCUCUUCAGUCAGUAAAUAGCUGAAAGUUGUCAGUGUCAGCUCACCGGUCUGGUAGCUGGCAUUUGAAAUGAAGUUGAAGAUAACAAUUUAAUCUUUUCUUGUGGACAUGCACCUAAGUCAUCCCUAGUUUGAUGUAUCAACAGACUUUCUUGGCUUCAGAGAACGAACUUUCUGCUGAUUUUUUCAGGGCGUGGUCAGCCUGCUUUGAUGGAGAGCGAUAGCAAAUGGGAAAAUAAUUGAUUGAAAACUUUGAUUUCUGAGACUGCUGACCCCCCUCUCUUUCACCAGCAGCGUUGAAAGAGCCACGGUGCUGCUGUGGGAUGGUGGCUGAUUGCCAGUUAGAAGCAGUUACAGCUGACCAAGGCACGUGUGUGUUGACAGGACUGGUCCCCCUUUCCUGCCACUUGCUCAGUGUUUGGCUUUCCGCUCCUCUAGAAGAGCUGUAGGAAAGCACCUGAUUUUCAUAUAGGCUUUUGUGUGUCUAUAUGUGUUUACGUGGUGUUCAUAUCAUAUGUAUUUAACUUUUACCGAUAUCUAACAGAUUUUAAUUUAUCCUGUACAUUACUGUGUACAUAUAUAUAUGUAUAUAUACAUAAUUUAAGAGCAGAAAUCCCUCCCUCCACAAGCAGUGGGAUCAGGUUCACCUCACCGCUCUUCCUGCAGGAAUCAGCUGUGUGUGCAGCACUACGGAUCGGCAGCACGUGGGGAAAACUGUGAGCAUUUGCAGAAACAGGCUGGCUUGCGAAGCUGAGUUUUCCUCCAGCACCUCCAGCCUCAUAGCCAGGUGCUCUGACUCUCACAUCUGUGUUCUUGACCUGAGCCUCCGACCCAGGCAGACACAUUUUAACGCAAAGGGACAGAGGGAUCCUCUUCAGCUUUGUCUUCUCUACAACGGAAACCUCCUGGAGAGCGACAAACUGCACCCAACCCCGCUGUAUUGUAUUUGUAUUUAAAAUUUGUACACUUUGUAUAAUCUGUAUCUUGUGGUAUUUGGUACUAGAGGGAAAACUUUGGCAAGACUUAGCAGUUUUUAUAUUUUUGUUAUUUCCUUGCCGUUUGAUCCAGACGCCCUUACAACACCAACCUUUUUGUACUGUCCUGACAAUAUAAUUUCUUUUUUAA
Molecule: messenger RNA, 4012 nt
Organism: Lagopus muta (rock ptarmigan)
Lineage: Eukaryota; Metazoa; Chordata; Aves; Galliformes; Phasianidae
Gene: HMGXB4
Product: HMG-box containing 4
Exons: 11
Coding region: 287-2272 (661 amino acids)
Source: RefSeq, a predicted model, not a curated record